Gigantopelta aegis is the source of this 726-nucleotide messenger RNA. Its product is annotated as perlucin-like. The coding region runs from base 91 to 558 and encodes 155 amino acids. Gene Ontology annotation, molecular function: carbohydrate binding. The transcript is spliced from 6 exons. Gene Ontology annotation, biological process: biological process involved in interspecies interaction between organisms. Gene Ontology annotation, cellular component: external side of plasma membrane. NCBI's taxonomy places the organism in Eukaryota, Metazoa, Mollusca, Gastropoda, Neomphalida, Peltospiridae. The record is from RefSeq and is a predicted model, not a curated record.
GUUGCUAUAAAAUUUGGAAUCAACGUGGGCUUACUCCAGUCCGUUAGGAAACGAGGAGUGGACCAAGGGAAGUAACUCGGUAAAACAAAAAUGAUCGGUAUUGUGUUCUUGGCGCUGUUGGGCUUUACAGCCGCGGAAACGACAUGUCAGAAGGGCUGGGAACAAGGCAACGAAUCCUGCUACAAAGUUGUGGACUUCAGAACCGACUGGGUUACAGCCUGGAUGUACUGCGCGGCGAUGAGAACUCAGCUGGUCAACGUUGGCUCGCAGGAAGAACAAGACGUUAUCGCCGGCUUCUUACCCAAGUAUAAAGAUAUGUAUCCUCAGUUCUGGAUAGACUUGAGCGAUAUGAAGGUGGAAAAUGAUUUCCAGUGGAUGACAUUUGAGGAGAAACCCGAAUACACCAACUGGAUCCAAGGCCAGCCUGACAACAGUGCCGGAAAACCCGCCGAAAACUGCGUGCAUAUCAACGCCAUUCCUUGGAGAAACUUCGGCUGGAACGACCAUAAAUGUGGCGCUCAGCUCAACUUCAUCUGUGAGACAAUCCCAAAGAUGUAAAAGGCGGGUUUCUUCAAAACGCUGAUGUCUACAGGUUUAUUCCUAAACUGAUUACAUUUUGAUUUGAUGUGAUUGUUGCUUCAUAUUUAUUCCCACUGACAUAUUACUGGUUUGCUGGCAUGUUGACUAUUUUUUCGUGCGUGUAAAAAAAAUAAUAAAGUUUUGCAA